GUUACUUUCUAAUUUAACUUUUGCCGCGGAAGAGGUGCUUGCGUUGCAGUAGAUACUAGGGAGACGUAGUGUGUUACGAUGAUUGGAGUGUGAUUUUGGGUGGUAGAGGAGUAAUAAUAAUUAGAAUAUUAGGAUUAGUUUGGGUGAGAAUCGGAAGCAAUAGCAUCGAUCGAAAAAUGCAAUCGUUAUCGUUAAGUAUGAGUCUGAGGAGUGGUAGUGCAGCGAAUUUACUGUUGCUGGGUUCGGAGGCGAGAGUGAGAAGAAGAAGCAGAAGUGUGGUCGUAGCGUGUGCUUCGGAGGGAGACAGUGGUAGCAGUAGCACCAGCUCCUUUCUUUCUCGGACCCAAACCUACGCUCUUCUCAAGCAACAGUUGCAAGUAGCUGCUAAAUCUGAGGAUUACAAGGAAGCUGCUAGAAUUCGAGAUUCGUUGAAGUUGUUUGAGGAAGAGGAGCCUGUGUUGCGUCUGAGGAGACUAUUGAAGGAAGCAAUUGCGGAAGAGAGAUUCCAGUUUUACACUUGGGCACCUUUUCCUCUGUCUUUCCAGGAUGCUGCUAGUUAUCGUGAUGAGCUAAAAAAAAUUGCCCCACACUCUCUUUUAAAAUGCUGCAGUGAUGCUACAACAUUGGGAAUCAGGGUUCAAGUUAGGAGUGUAUAUAUAGAGGGCAGAAGUCAGCCUUCAAAGGGGUUAUACUUCUUUGCAUAUAGAAUAAGAAUUACCAAUAACUCAGACCACCCUGUUCAACUUCUUAGAAGGCAUUGGAUUAUAACUGAUGCUAAUGGGAAGACGGAAAAUGUCUGGGGAAUUGGAGUUGUUGGUGAACAGCCGUUAAUACUUCCUGGGAAUAGUUUUGAAUAUUCUUCAGCCUGCCCACUGAGCACACCAAAUGGAAGAAUGGAAGGUGACUAUGAAAUGAUCCAUGUGGAAAGAGUAGGCUCACGAUCAUUCAAUGUGACCAUAGCCCCGUUUUCUCUCUCUCUCCUUGGAGAUGAUGAAGGUUGUAAUAUUUGAAACUGAACUACAGCAUCACCUUCUGCAACAUGUAAAUAUUUGUCAUUCUCAUCGCCAGUCCAAAGUAUUCAAGCAGUCUAUAUGCUUUACUAAAUGCAAAAUAUUUUAUGGUUACGAAUAAAAUGAUCAGCAUACAUUUGUAUUUUA
Molecule: messenger RNA, 1157 nt
Organism: Vigna angularis (adzuki bean)
Lineage: Eukaryota; Viridiplantae; Streptophyta; Magnoliopsida; Fabales; Fabaceae
Exons: 6
Coding region: 177-1010 (277 amino acids)
Molecular function (GO): protein binding
Source: RefSeq, a predicted model, not a curated record